Pieris macdunnoughi is the source of this 360-nucleotide messenger RNA. Lineage: Eukaryota; Metazoa; Arthropoda; Insecta; Lepidoptera; Pieridae. The record is from the annotation of a GenBank genome assembly.
AUGAAAUCGGAAGUAGAUCAGGUAUUGGAGAAUAUAACAGUGCCCGGGUCGUUCCUUGUGAGUGGGUCUACUUUGCCGCCAAUAGAGGGCGCGCACGCACUAUCGCAACUCACACAAAAUUGCGAUAUGGAUAUGCAGAGAUUUUUAACAAAUCGCGUAUGGAGCCAGGCAUUAUUAUUGUGUAACGCAUCGCGCGAUAUUUGUAAGGGUAUGCCGUCAUUGUUUUGCGCAACACAGGUACAAAGAUACUUGGACGUUUCUCUAUAUCGUUUGCGAUUUGGCGAUGGAUUUUUCGAGCAUAUGCUGAAUAUCAUCGCGGAAAAGUUUACUGAAAAAUACGACAUAUGUACUGAGGAAUGA